AUGUCUGUAAAUUAUGAUUUCACCGGAAAGGUAGCUCUGAUAACUGGUUCGAGUUCGGGUAUCGGUGCCGGCAUUGCCCAACUGUUUGCCAAAUCGGGUGCCAAUGUUGUAGUUACUGGACUUGAUUCGGACGGUGUAAGCAAAGUGGCCAAACAAUGUACAGCUGUGUCACCGAAACAGUUGCCAGCACUGGAAGUUGUCGGCGAUUUGACUGUAGAAGAGGAUUGCAAUCGACUGAUUGAUACGACUGUCCAAACCUAUGGCAAAAUUGAUAUAUUGGUCAACAAUGCAGGAAUGGAUAAGUUUGCCAAUAUUACCGAUGAUGGCUAUUAUGAAAACUUUCAAAAUAUUAUUCAAACAAAUCUGUAUUCAGUGGUAUAUCUAACACAUAAAUGUGUGCCAUAUUUGGCCAAAACUCGGGGCAAUAUUAUCAAUAUAUCGGAUAUUGGAUCCGAAAUAACGAUUAGUGACAGUUCCGCGUACUGUAUGUCCAAAGCAGGACUCGAUAUGUUUACCCAAUGUAUGGCCGCAGAGUUGGGACCCAAACAUCAUAUCAGAGUUAAUUCAGUCAAUCCCGGAGCUGUAAUCAGUAAUUUGUUGACUAAUAUGGGUUUACCUGAGACAGUAAUCGACAAUAUGUACGCCGAAGUUGGCCACAAAUAUCCGGUCGGUAGGAUUGGCCAACCGGAAGACAUUGCCAAUACUGUUGCCUAUUUGGCCAGUAAUACGGCGGCCGGCUUUCUGACCGGCAGUACUGUAUUGGUCGACGGCGGACAUCUGGCCGCCAAUGUUAACGUUGAUUGA
Oppia nitens is the source of this 804-nucleotide messenger RNA. RefSeq lists its product as uncharacterized. Gene Ontology annotation, molecular function: oxidoreductase activity. Bases 1 to 804 code for a protein of 267 amino acids. NCBI's taxonomy places the organism in Eukaryota, Metazoa, Arthropoda, Arachnida, Sarcoptiformes, Oppiidae. The record is from RefSeq and is a predicted model, not a curated record. The transcript has 3 exons.